Molecule: messenger RNA, 3236 nt
Organism: Oncorhynchus gorbuscha (pink salmon)
Lineage: Eukaryota; Metazoa; Chordata; Actinopteri; Salmoniformes; Salmonidae
Product: POU domain, class 2, transcription factor 2-like
Exons: 16
Coding region: 58-2319 (753 amino acids)
Biological process (GO): regulation of transcription by RNA polymerase II
Cellular component (GO): nucleus
Molecular function (GO): DNA-binding transcription factor activity, RNA polymerase II-specific; RNA polymerase II cis-regulatory region sequence-specific DNA binding
Source: RefSeq, a predicted model, not a curated record
GAGAGAGAGAGACAGAGACAGUUAGAGAAAGAAGGGGACUCAGACACUCAGACAGAUAUGACCAAGACAGCAGCUCUAGCAACCAUGGACUUCUGCAAUAUGUGGGUAGAAGAAAUCAGGAUGUCAAAGCCAGUUGAGGUUGAGAACACAGUGGCUGACUCUCCAAUGGAGAGCGCAGAUUCAGAGCGGAAUGGUCCUGACUCAAAUCAUCAGCUUCAGCAGAUGAAAAUCAGUCCCUUUCACCUUUCUCCAACCCUCAGCAGCAACAAGAAUAAGAUGGAAGAGUGUGGUGAGAUGUCCCCGGGCCCUGCUCCCCACCACAGCCACGCCCCCUCACAGACGCCCCUCCCACACACACAGCUCAUGCUGACCGGCUCCCAACUGGCAGGGUUGACAGCUCUCUUGCCAGCUCAGCAGCAGUUGUUACUGCAGCAGGCUCAGGCUCAGCUUCUAGCUGCAGCUGUGCAGCAGUCUGUUCAGCAGUCCAACGCAGCUCACGCAGCUCACGCAGCUCAUGCAGCCCACGCAGCCGCCCAAGCCAAUCAGCAAGCUCAGGCAGCCGCAGCAGCCAAUCAACAUGCCCAGCAGCAGGCGGGACAGACAGGGCAGCAGGGCAAAUCACAGCCCCAGGGACAGAGCACACAGGAACAGACAGGUCAACCUGUCCCUGUCCCGCCCACUCAUCCUCAGCUCACCCUCUCUCAGCCAAUUCAGCUCACCGCCCAGGACAUCCAGCAGUUGUUGCAGCUGCAGCAGUUGGUUCUGGUGCCAGGACACCACCUGCAGUCUCCUCAGUUCCUCCUCCAACAGCACCAAGGGCAGCAAGGCCUACUGAUUCCCUCACUUCUUCACUCAUCAGGACUGCUAUCAACACCAAAUCUGAUUCAGCUACCUCAGCAAAACCAAGGGAGCCUCCUGUCCACUCCCAGGCUGGGGCUCCAAGCACAGAGAGAUAAGGCUAUGGAGGGCAGUGGGGUCAUGACCUCUGUGUCCUCUGUGACCUCUCACCCCGAGGAGCCCAGUGACCUUGAGGAACUGGAGGUGUUCGCCCGCACCUUCAAACAGAGACGCAUCAAACUGGGCUUUACACAGGGUGACGUGGGAAUGGCCAUGGGGAAGCUAUAUGGUAAUGAUUUCAGCCAGACCACCAUCUCUCGCUUCGAGGCCCUCAACCUGAGCUUUAAGAACAUGUGCAAACUCAAACCACUACUGGAGAAGUGGCUCAACGAUGCAGAGACCAUGUCCACAGACAGUACUAUGCCCAGCCCCAGCUCUCUGUCCUCUUCCUCAAUGGGCUUCGAGGGCCUGCCGGGCCGACGCAGGAAGAAAAGAACCAGCAUUGAGACUAACGUCCGCGUGGCCCUGGAGAGAGCCUUCAUCACGCAGAACCAGAAGCCUACCUCAGAGGAGAUCCUGUGUAUCGCGGACCAGCUCAGCAUGGAGAAGGAGGUGAUCCGCGUGUGGUUCUGCAACCGCCGACAGAAAGAGAAGCGUAUCAACCCCAACAGUGCCACCCCUCCCUUGCCCAGCCAGCCCCCCCCCAAGCCCCACCGACGCACAAACCCCCCCUGCUACAGCCCACACAUGAUGUCCAGUCAGCUGUCCAAUCAGCUGUCCAGUCAGAUGUCCAGUCAGCUGUCCAGUCAGCUGUCCAGUCAGCUGUCCCAGGCAGUGACCAGCCUCAGCACCACAUUGACCACAAUGUCAUCGUUCUCCCCUCUGAUCCCCAGUGGUCCCACCCACUCAUCUCUUAGCUCCGCCUCCUCCCCAGUGACUCCUCCUCGCAGCACAGCCAGCCCAGCCACUCCCAGCCACAGCACACUGAGUCUCAACACAGGCUUAUGGCGUUUGGGUAAAAAGAAUGGUGAUGUGUCUAACUACAUCACCGAUUUUGCUGCAAACUUGAGGAACACUGUGAUGGGAGUAAACACAGGGAACCAGGCUCUGAACCAAGCUCUCCUCAGCAACAACCCUCUGGCUACUAUACAAGCCCUAGCAGCCAGUGGUGGCCAGCUGCCCCUUUCCAGUCUUGAGGGAGGCAGUAAGGUGUUGCUGGGUGGUGCAGGGGGGCAGGGAGGGGGUCUCCAGUCCUCCUUUUUCCUCAACCACCCCGCUUUCCUCCACAUGGGCCACAAUCCUGGUGCUGGAUUGGUCAGCGCUGCCGUAGCCAAAGCAUCCCAGCCCUCCCCUUUCCCCUCCACCAGUAGCAUAAGCCCCACCCCCUGCUCCCCCUCCCCUUGCUCCAGCCCCGCCUCUUCCUGCGACUUCGAUGAAUUGGCGCACAGCCCAUCCUCAUUGGGAGGGGCUAAGAUUGAGUGACACAGCCAAGUGCCAAACAGAGAGGAGGAGGAGAAAGGAGGAAAUGACAACCUCGCCUUUCAACCAAAGCUAUCUCUUUUAUCACUCUCGCCCUACACUCUCUCUCUAUUUCCCCCAGUCUUUCGAUACCAAAAAUACACAGAAUGAAAGAGAGGAGAGGGGGGAGUCAGAAGUGAAAAGGGGGAGAAGGGGGGAAAGUGGAAGAUUGAAACCAAAAAUCUUUAUCUAUCCAAAGUGAUGGAGGAGGCAUCGUGGGACUGUUUAGUCAAUACUGAGCGAUAUCGCACCUCUCCUUUCUGUCUCUCUUUCUUCCCCAGGAAAAUAAACCAAUGACAAAUAACAGGAGUAGAGAUGUGUCGAAUCGCGUGAACCAAAAAUGACUAAAAUAAACAUUACUGUGUGUUUUGGGGGAAUGGUGGCAAGGACAGAAAAAAGAAGUGGAUGAUUUUCUUUGAAAAGCUGAAGGUCUGAAAGAGGAGGAGAUGGGAGGAGGAUUUUAAACCAAAAAUGUACCUGAGGAGGAGAAGAGGAACGCACGAUGACAAAAAUCAACAACCAUACCAAAAUCCCAGAAACCAAAAAUACGGAAGGAAAAGCUUUAUCCAAACGACUUGUACAUACUGAUCCUAUCCAGGACCAGGACUCUGCUACACACACACACACACACACACACACACACACACACACACACACACACACACACACACACACACACACACACACACACACACACACACACACACACACACACACACACACACACACACACACGAUAUCCACAGCCGAUCACAUUCAUCUAUCCAUCUGAUUAGUCAUCCACCCUUCAUGUCUGUCAUAGUCUGUCACUCACUUUCACUGCAGUUAUAUUGUUUCUGUGGGAUAUUUGAGAUUGUUAUAAAUGGUUGAUACUGAACGAG